UAAAUAGCAGUGUUCAAAACGUAGAACUGUACUGACAGCAUAAAUUCGCUGAGUGAUGGACAACUUUUCUGACAGUGAAGAAGAGAACGAAGAAGUGGGAUCUUGCUAUGAUUUCACCAAGAAGACAUGGCGGGAUGAUGUAACAUUCCUUGUGGAAGACCAGCACCUUUAUGCAACAAAGGCAGUGCUGGCCAUGGUUUCAUCCGUGUUUGAGGCUAUGUUUGGGACAAACUUCAGGGAAAGAGACGAGAAAGAAGUGCCCUUGCCAGGUAAAAGGUUUGAAGACUUUAAUGAGUUUCUCCAAUGCAUUUAUCCCACAUCACAGAAGAAGAUAGAUGAAGAAAAUGUGUACAAAGUCCUUCCUUUAGCAGAUGAAUAUGAUGUGAAGUCUUUGAUAAAAAAAUGUAAGCGGUUCCUCAGUUUCCACCUAGUAAAUGACCGACUGCCAACGGAAGAGGUGAUUCUUUGUCACAGAUUAGCAACUCGGCAUAAAUUCCAGAGCCUAAGGAAAGUGUGUGCAACACGGCUGUCAGACGUAGGACUGAAGGAAAUAGAAUCUUCAGCAGUUGGUGUGAGUGAUACGGAGACGCUUCUACAAAUACACAAGGAUAUUUUGAAACAGCAAGGUGAAACUUUGGAAGAGAUGCGCACAGAACUGGUAAAUAUAUACAUGAACAAAGAUUUAUCAGGGCCGGAACUGCCUUCAGUCUCGGAUGCCAAAGGCUCAAUCAUCAAAUUUAAGCCGAACAUAAAUUCGGUUGAUGAGCAGGGGAAUGUAUAUAGUAACCCAGUUACACUUUGGGAUAUCACCUUCAGGGUUCAUAUGAACGUGACUGGCAAUCAAAGCGAGAAAGAAAUAAAAUUGUUCUUAAAUUCAACGUUUCCCCGAAAUAACAGGCUCGUUGUUUGCAGAGUUAAUGCGAAAUAUUGUUUGAAAUGCUCUGCCAGACAAGGUCCGCAGCACUUGAAUUAUUUUAGAUUGCCAGACAUUGAGUUUUCGGACGAAAGGCAGUCUUCAGGAUUAAUUCGUCUAAGUACACUGUCUUAUCUUACUACUGAGGGUUUUGCCGAUAAUGGGACACUGGAUAUUGUUGUUUAUUUGAUGUCCAAAAAACCUUCUGUUAGAGAUUGAAAGCGCCAGGUUAGUGUCAAGGACAUACGUGUUUUAGAUACAAGGUUGAAUAUUUUGACUAAAUAUAUGGUUUAAUGAGGUCAAAAGAAUGCCAAAAGAAAUUACUUUUGUGUUCGGCAUGAUAGUGAUUUUGAUUUUAAGCUCACCUGAGCACAAAGUGCUUGGGAUGAGGUAUUGUGAUCGAUCACCGACCGGCGUCCGUCCGUCCGUCCGUCGUCUGUCCACUUUUUCCUUUAAACAACAUCUCCUAAACCACUAGACCAGUUUUGAUGAAAUGUUCCUUUGAUGGUAUUCUUUAAAAUAUUUUCAAAGGAUUGAAUUUCAUACAGAACUCUGAUUGCCAUGGCAACUGAGAGGAAAAACUUAGAAAACCUUCUUGUCCAAAACCACAGGUCCUAGGGCUUUGAUAUUUUGAAUGAAGCAUAAUCUAGUGGUCUUCUACUAAGGUUGUUCAAAUUAUCCCCCUAGGGUCAAAUAUGGCCCGCCCAGUGGGUCACAUGGUUUACAUAGACUUCUGUAGGGAAAAUUUUGAAAAUCUUCUUGUCUAUAACGACAGGGUUAGGUCUUUUUAGGUAUGUAGCAUCAGCUAGUGGUCCUCUACCAAGAUUAUUCAAAUUAUCACCCUAUGGUCGAAUAUGGCCCCGCCCUGGGGGUCACAUGGUUUAUAUAGACUUAUAUAGGGAAAAAAACUUUGAAAAUCUUCUUGUCCAAAAGCACAGGACCUUGGGCACUGGCGCCAGACCAGAAAGAAAAUGCCUCUGUACAUGUUAUACCCUACCCUUAGGUAUUCUAUAAGAACCGUGGUCAUGAAGGGGAAAUAUACCCGUUUCAAUCGUACAUUUCUCAACUUAAACGCGCUGUUCGGUGGAAGGGUACCUAGUAUAUUGAACAAGCAAUAAUUUAUCUUCAAACGUGCACCAGUCACAUUGUCUCAAUAUUCCAUUUUGCUGAGAUUAUCAACAUAUUUUAUGCUUUCGUCAGCGUUACAGAAAAAACUUGCGUGACGUUUCCUAAUGAACAUCCGGUCUAGAGAUCACGGCAGCGUGCACAUGUUAGGCGAAACGUAAACAAACAAAAACAGAAUUUAAAAAAAAAUCACAAUUUUACACUAAAUGAAAUCAUCUUUGAUAUGAUUUUUAAUUUGAAAUCAUACAUUGUUCUACAUCUGUUCUGUUUAUUUUAUUCAUUUUGCACAUUUAUGCUGCAUUUUCACGUAUUAGCGAACACUUAAUUGUAGUAAAAUGACGAUUGACAUACAUUUUCACAACAGCUAAUCAAAAUGGUUUUGUAAUCUAGAACGGUACUUCACCAGGGAAGGUCAAGCAAGUUUUUUGUGUAACAUGAAAAACUAUAAACUACGCGUUGUUUUUGUAAGAUAAGAAAUAUUGAAGAAAUGUGACCGGUACUCAAUGGAAGAUAAAUUACCACUUGUUUGAUAUCCAUAGUACACAUUUACCGAACUGCGUGCUUUAGGUAUGAAAUGCGCGAUUGAAACGGGUUAGUAUAUUUUCCCGUUCAUGACCAUGGUUCUUACAGAAUAUAAUACAGAAGGGUAUAACAUGUACAAGGGCAUUUUCUUUCUGGUCUGGCGCCAGUGACCUUGGGCUUUGAUAAUAAUAAUAAAUUAAUAAUAAUAAUGAUAAUAAUAAAAUCUUUAUUUAAUGAAAGUAACAUACAAAGUGUACAUAACAUGAAAAUGAAACGUAAACUUAUUUUCAAUAUGGCCUAAAGUUAACAACAACAACAGUACACAUGUAUACAAACAUUUACGAUAAAUUUCAUAUUUAAAGAGUAUAUAUAUAUAUAUAUAUCAAUGUAUUAAAUACGAUUAGAAGCUUCCCAUUCAUCCAUCCGACAGACACUCACAUAAUUAUAAGACUGUUAAAGAGAAAAAACGAACAACAGCAAAACAAAAUAAUAAUAAAAUAACUGUAAUUAUAUAAUUAUUUUAAGCACUGGACUGUAACAUGAACAAAUCUCGUUUGAUAUUAUUUUUGAAUGUUUGUAAUGUAUUUGAUAUUUGGUAUGUAGCAUCAUCUGUUGGGCCUCUACCAAGAUUGUUCAAAAUAGCCCCCGCCAGCAUCAAAUAGGGCCCCGCCCUGCGGGUCACAUAGUGUACAUAGACUUAAAUAGGGAAAACUUGAAAAUCUUCUUGUCAGAAACCACAGGGCCCAGGGCUUUGAUAUGUGGUAUGUAGCAUUGUGUAGAAGUUUUUAACAAGACUGCUCAAAUUAUACCUUGGAGUUAAAACUAGCUCCACCCGUGAAGGGGGGCACAUGGUUUAAAUAGACUUGUGUCGGGUAAAACCUUUUAGAAUUUUUAAAAGAAUUCUUGUUGAAGUACAGGAUAGAAAUUUGGACCACCUGUUUACUUUUUGAUACAGAUUUCAAUACUCACAUUGUAUAGUCUUAAUCAUGACUUACUGACCUACUUCCGUGUGUUUGAAGGUACAGCUACAUGUAUAAUAUUUGAUGCAGAUUUCAAUACUCAUCUUUAAUAUUGUUAACCCUGACCUACUGACAUACUUUCUUGUUUUUAAAGCUACAGCAAAGAGAUUUGGACAAUCUUUAUAAUUUUUAAACAUACUUCAGUAGUUAUCUUGAAUAAUCUUUACCAUGACCUACUCACCUAGAUUUUUUUUCUGACUGAAGCUUUAGCAAAUAAAUUUGUUCAAACAAGCAACUAAACUCAAGUGAGCGAUAUAGGGCCAUCAUGGUCCUCUUGUUGUUUGCUUGUAUUGUUGCUUUAUUUAAAGCUGAAUUAUAACUAAAUAGUUCA
Messenger RNA from Mercenaria mercenaria, 3910 nucleotides. RefSeq lists its product as uncharacterized. Gene Ontology annotation, molecular function: protein binding. Lineage: Eukaryota; Metazoa; Mollusca; Bivalvia; Venerida; Veneridae. The transcript is spliced from 2 exons. The coding region runs from base 56 to 1132 and encodes 358 amino acids. The record is from RefSeq and is a predicted model, not a curated record.